UGUUCUCAUCUUUAACCCUUGAUAGUACGUCAAAAUGUCCGAAAUAGAGUAUCAGUUUGACAUCCAACACCCCGAAUGGUACUACUUCAAGCUUGAACUAAUCGUUGACCCUGCCAUUGUACAAAAUCGGUCAAAUCCAGACAACACCACCCCUUCCGUGGUUCUUGAUCACCUCACAUGGAAAACAUACCUCCUGUCAGCCUUGAAAAGGUUCCACGGGCUUGUUGGUGAAUCAAUCCCUGUGGACAUCCUCCAGCUUAUCGAGACACCCGGGACUCCAAGUUGCAUUAUCCGCACUCCAUGGGACGGGAAGCAAAAGGUGGCUACGUCCAUUACUGGAUUCACCACGAGUAUGAGCGGAGUUGUGGGUUUGGAGGACUACCACAAGGGUUCUUUAAGAAUCAGUGCACAAUCUGACUUCCUUGUAGGCGUGACGGGACCUGGGCGAAUCUAGAACAAACCCACAGACACGAUCUUCUCCCAGGUGGUAAAGGUAGAUUUCUAGAGAAUCUCUCUGAGAUAAAACAGCGGUAUUGGUAUCUCCGGUUCUAUCAAGUAGCUCAAGCCUACGUGUUCAUUUUCCCUGAGCAGAUAGACUGUUGUUUAAGCCAUUGGCUAUUACUGAAGAUUGACAUUCACAUUUCAAGAUAUACAUGGUUCCGC
Babjeviella inositovora NRRL Y-12698 is the source of this 663-nucleotide messenger RNA. RefSeq lists its product as uncharacterized. The transcript is spliced from 2 exons. The record is from RefSeq and is a predicted model, not a curated record. Lineage: Eukaryota; Fungi; Ascomycota; Pichiomycetes; Serinales. Gene Ontology annotation, molecular function: ribonuclease MRP activity. Bases 35 to 454 code for a protein of 139 amino acids. Gene Ontology annotation, biological process: nuclear-transcribed mRNA catabolic process, RNase MRP-dependent; tRNA processing; intronic box C/D snoRNA processing. Gene Ontology annotation, cellular component: ribonuclease MRP complex; nucleolar ribonuclease P complex.